Setaria italica (foxtail millet) is the source of this 884-nucleotide messenger RNA. RefSeq lists its product as uncharacterized. Lineage: Eukaryota; Viridiplantae; Streptophyta; Magnoliopsida; Poales; Poaceae. The transcript is spliced from 2 exons. The record is from RefSeq and is a predicted model, not a curated record. Bases 218 to 550 code for a protein of 110 amino acids.
CUUCUCUCCGGUUUAAUACAGGCCGAAACCACCGCUCCAACUGCCCUCGGAGAGCCUCCUUCCCACUACCACACCUCACACCCUCACCCUCCUCAACCCCUACCAAACUAGCACAGCCUCUCCAUAACUGCCGCUGCUGCUCCUCCUCCUCCUCCCGGACCCGGAGCUGCCAUUCUCCGUCGAUCUCCUCCAGCCUCCGGCGCCGCCUCGCUCGCCCAUGGCCUCGGGGUCGAACCCGGACAGCAUGGACACCGACCCUCCCGGCGGCCUCUCCAUCGCCGUCGAGCGCAACCCGCCGGAGUCCCGCCUGCUCCAGCUCGGCGUCAAGUCCUGGCCCAAGUGGGGUUGCCCGACGGGGAAGUUCCCGGUGAAGUUCGACGCGCGGCAGACGUGCUACCUGCUCAAGGGCAAGGUGCGGGCGCACAUCAAGGGGUCGUCGGAGUGCGUGGAGUUCGGCGCCGGCGACCUCGUCGUCUUCCCCAAGGGGCUCAGCUGCACCUGGGACGUCGUCGCCGCCGUCGACAAGUACUACAAGUUCGACUCGUCCUGACUCAUCAGAUUGCUCGUCGCGCGCGGGUUCCGCUGAUUGAUGGUGAUCCGCCUAUUGGUUUACUGGGCUGCGUGUGUCCUAGCUUAAUUGCGUUGCUGAUUAGCCUAAUUCUGCUGCUGCUAAUUUGCUUACCUAGCUUUGCGGUUGUGUCUAUCCCUAAUCGUCUUUUCUGUGUCGUGUAAAAAAAUUGGAGGUGCAGGGCAUCUAGCCCCUGCUGCGUAGGCCAGUGGUUACUCAUCCGGGAACUGCAACAAAUCCGGUCAAUGCAGGAGCUGUUCAAAGUAUUCUUGUUUAUUCCUCCAAGUGCAAUCCAUUUUGAAUGCUUCUUUGACCA